GUAUAUCUCUCGGUUUGAUCUUCUUUUCCUAAGCAGAUUUCACCCAAAGGAACAACCAUGUCUGGAACUAAAGGGGGCGGAUAUUCCCAGCAGCAGGUCAACAAAUGCACAGACCCUUGUGCACCAGUGCAAACGUGUGUUGACCCAUGUCAAGUUCAAGCCACUGUACAAUGCAAAGUGCCUGAUCCUUGUGCACCUGUUGACCCCUGCCAGCAACAGGGAGGAGGAUACCAGUCUCAAGGUCAUGGAAGUCAUGGUAGCGGCGGAUACCAGUCACAAGGUCAUGGAAGUCAUGGUAGCGGCGGAUACCAGUCACAAGGUCAUGGAAGUCAUGGUAGCGGCGGAUACCAGUCACAAGGUCAUGGAAGUCAUGGUAGCGGCGGAUACCAGUCACAAAGCCAAGGUGGGGGAUACGGAGGCAGUUGCAAGAAGUAA
Messenger RNA from Bombina bombina (fire-bellied toad), 435 nucleotides. RefSeq lists its product as uncharacterized. The record is from RefSeq and is a predicted model, not a curated record. The coding region runs from base 58 to 435 and encodes 125 amino acids. The transcript is spliced from 3 exons. Lineage: Eukaryota; Metazoa; Chordata; Amphibia; Anura; Bombinatoridae.